Molecule: messenger RNA, 3426 nt
Organism: Linnemannia hyalina
Lineage: Eukaryota; Fungi; Mortierellomycota; Mortierellomycetes; Mortierellales; Mortierellaceae
Source: the annotation of a GenBank genome assembly
AUGAAGGACGCCGAGCAUGUGCCAGACUACCAGCAAGAGGACCAUACCAACAGCGAACACCAACGUCAACAGCCUCAAGAACGAUAUCCUUUUUCUUCUUCAUCCACCCACGACUCUCCUUCAUACGAUGGCCACCACCACCAGUACCAAGAACACACCUCCUCCUCUCCCCACGACAGCAACCACCACCUCAACCACCACUACCGCCACCAUCAAGAGUCGCCAUAUCACCUGGAGCCAACUCGAGGCAACAUACCCUACCACUACACUCCAAGGGGCGGCCAUCGCCACUCGAUAGACUCUGCAGCUGCAGACACGCUGUUGAUGCUCAGUGCCGCGGCUUUUAUGGAUCCGGACGCCGUCCGCAUGGUCUCUGCUACCCAUACUGAGGACAAGCAUAGCCAACACCACCAGUACGAAGGCGACUACCACCACCGCUCUCAGCGCACAUCCUUUGUUGGAGAGGAACAACAGCACCAUCGUCAUAUUCAGCAUCGGCCUCAGAUGAUGGCCAAGACCGUCUCCGCCCCUGUCUCGUCUUUUACAGGAACACAAACUCUGAUCACCAAGGGACCAGGAAUGAGGCAUCACUCCCUCUCCUCGCCCACUUCUUCCUCUAGACACAUUCCUCCGGCUGUUGUCGCCUCAGCAACUGCAUCUUCAAAGAAAACAUCGGCAACAACUACCACGACUUCAACUUCUACGGGUACACCGACAUCACCCACGACGACCACUGUGAGCAGUAAUGGCCGCAAUGACCUCUUCCCCACCACCACCCCUGUCUCAUCUUCUUCCCAUGGCCUGUUUUCUUCUGAGGAAACAAUAACAACAACACCAGCAGCAGUAACAAACAGACGGUCGAGCAAGAGUCAAGAGCCACUGACGACGGCUCGGCUUUCGUUCACCAUCAGUAAGAAGGAGGAGGAUGGUCAUCGAGUCAUGGAGGAGCAUGAGGAUGUCGUCGAUAACCUAUUGAACAGGAAGGACCUGGCGGAGGAAGAACUUGAGGAGGGAGAAGUGGAAGAGGAAGACGAGGAGGAUGAGGUGAUGUCAGAGGGAGUGGUGUAUGUCAACAACCAUCUCACACCAAUCGGCUUGUCCCCACCCAACCAUGUACAGCAGGUGGUGCCACCUCUGAUCGUUACCUCUGGACCUGCCUUCAAACAGCAGCAGCAACAGUCGCACCAGUCGCAUGGUCAGGAUUCGCCAAAGACUCCGACCAGCGCCAGGACACCUCGGACUCCGAAGCAAGCCCGCCCCACUCCCAAGACGGCUACCCCUCGGCCAACUAAACGGAGCCAGAACGAUCCCAUCUCCGUCCUCGGCAAUGGUUCUGCUGUUGCUGCUUCUGCUAGUGUCGGCGGUUUUUCUCCCACUCGAGGCAAGAGCAGCGCACGCGACUUGCCAGUCGAUUAUUUCUAUUCGCCCUUCCCACCUUCGAUUUCCUCCCCAGCAUCGUCCCCGUCGUCGCCUUCACCUUUCCAGCUUCAGCUCCUCCAGCUGACACGCAAUUUUGUCUCCGUCCAACCCCAUGCCUCACCCACGAGUCGAUUCCGACGGGCCACCAACUCGGGCGCGCUCUCCACGCAUGGAAUCCUGCCCUUCUCACCUCCAGUUUCACCUGGACAGGACCUCAAUCUCCCGCGUGAAUCGGCCUCGACUCAUUCAUCACCAACAAAGAGUCAUGGAAGUCAUUCUCAUUCAGCACGAGGAGCUCACUCGCACCGAUCGUCGCCUGGUAAGCCCAAGUGGCACACUCAGCCCUAUAUGAUGUUCUUGGCUCUUCGGGCGAUGCCUAAUCGAACUGCUGCACGGCAGGAGUUGAUCCAUGCCGCUGUUGAGUUGGAUAAGAAGUUUUCUGCCGAGAAGGGUCUUCCACGUGUCUUUACUGGCAAAACGCCCAUGAACUCGGCAUCGGCCUGCUUGACGAACAACGGCGACAAGUACUUUAUCCCCUUCAAGCCUGAAGGAAGCAGGAGCACACAUUUCCGACUGGCAUACCAACCCUGCGACUUUGACACUGCUGUUGCGGAUUACUACGGCUGGAUGGAGGAGCUGAUCCGCCAUGAUUGGCCUCUCUGCUUUGGUGUUUCCAAGAGCAACGAAGAUGCUGUUACAGGACCAGCUGGCGACACGACGAUGACAGGCACGGUGACGGUCGACGGCGGUAGUGGUAGUCGACCGGACUUUGCGAGGGCCGAUUCGUCGGAAUCUAGGAAGCGUGGUCCGGACUUGAGAGAACUUGCGGAUGAGGAUCUGUUGAUGCAGCUCGCGUCCGGCAACAACAACAAUGUCGGUAGCGUCAGUAAGAAGAUCAAGGCUGCUGCUCCUGAGGAUGACAAGGAUGGUGCGGGUGUGACGGAAACAGUGCAAGCUUCUUCGUUCGCACUGGAUGAGAUCAGCAGUCUUGACUACUACCACUUCAAGACUCUCAACAGCAGCAGUGGUAGUGCCAAGGCGAUGAGUGUGGGUGUGCGACGACUGGAUGUGGAUGCUGCUGGGCGACUGGAUGAACCCAACUCGUGUCCUCCCACACCUGCGACGGCUACAGCUUUGGCUCUUGAACGAGGUCUGAACCUAAACGAUUCACCUUUGAUCAACAGCAACACUAACUACAACACAGUGGUGAAGAAGAGACAGCAGGAGGAUCUGGAUCUGAGUCGUGUGCCAAAGUCGCUGGCGGAAGUUGUGGAGGUGAAGGCGUCCAAGAUCCCCAACGCUGGAAAGGGACUCUUUGCCAAGAUCGACUUGCCCGCAGGAACACCGUUGGGCUUUUAUUUCGGGAUGCCAAUUUCAGAGAACGAGUUUGAUUCGUUGAAGGAGGGCGUGGGUGCGGCGUCUCAGUAUGCGAUCAUGUACCGACGAACGGUUUUGGAUGCCACGGACGAGCAAGGUAUGCCCUUCAAACUCGAUAGUACCACCUUGCCGUGGGAACAACAACAGCGGAUCGUGGUGGAUGGCCAGGUCGAGGGGCAGGAGUUGUUGUGCCCGUUCAACGUUCUGAACGAGGACUUGGACGGCAAUGUGUCGUUGAUUACUGGAAGUGUCGUUAACCAGGUCAUCUGUACGACGAACCGAGACGUCAAGGAGGGCGAAGAGUUGGUUGUCUUUUUUGCGAGGGAUUCUGAACGCCAUUGGCCUGUACUUGCCACCCCCCCUCCUCCUACACCUUCUGCUCAUGCGCCUGUGCCUAAGACUGUGAAACCUGUGGUAGCCGGGGCGGCGCCUGCGACGUCUAAUGCAAAGACGACACGAAAGGCGGCUGCGGCUGCUGCUGUGGUGGCUGCUGUCAUUGCAGCGGGGGAGGUGUCUGAGGGAUCUGAAGGGUCUGGAGUUGAAGCUGGCCGAUGGAGUCACGAUUCUGCGUCCCCAAGUGGUCGGCCGCGUCGGGAUACUGUCUAUAAGCCCGUGCGGUAUUCUCGGUAG